Messenger RNA from Poecilia latipinna (sailfin molly), 7564 nucleotides. It is a transcript of the gene prkcaa, whose product is annotated as protein kinase C, alpha, a. The record is from RefSeq and is a predicted model, not a curated record. Gene Ontology annotation, biological process: protein phosphorylation. Lineage: Eukaryota; Metazoa; Chordata; Actinopteri; Cyprinodontiformes; Poeciliidae. The coding region runs from base 223 to 2286 and encodes 687 amino acids. The transcript is spliced from 19 exons. Gene Ontology annotation, molecular function: zinc ion binding; diacylglycerol-dependent serine/threonine kinase activity; ATP binding.
GUCAGUGUCAGUGGAGCAGCGACAGGCAGGGAAAUCCCUCAGACCCAGUAGGUCCAGUGUCUCCAGUCAGGACUGCCGCUUCGCUUUCUGGCUCGGCACUGACAAGCGCAGACCGUUCACUUCGGACUGAGGAACGAGCCCGAACACAGCAGGAAGCUGUUGCAUUGAUUUGUGUUUUAUAUAUAUUUAUAUAUAUAUAGAGAGAGAGAGAGGAGGAACGCGAUGGCAGAUGCAAGUUUUAACGAGUCGUUCACCGCGGACGUAGCGAACAGGUUUGCUCGAAAAGGUGCUCUGAGGCAAAAGAACGUCCACGAAGUGAAGGACCACAAAUUCAUCGCCAGGUUCUUCAAGCAGCCGACUUUCUGCAGCCACUGCACCGACUUCAUCUGGGGGUUUGGAAAGCAAGGAUUCCAGUGCCAAGUUUGCUGUUUUGUGGUCCACAAGAGGUGCCAUGAAUUGGUCACGUUCUCCUGCCCGGGGGCAGAUAAGGGGCCCGACACAGACGAUCCCAGAACGAAGCAUAAGUUCAAGAUCCACACCUAUGGGAGCCCCACCUUCUGCGAUCACUGCGGCUCUCUGCUCUACGGUCUCAUCCACCAGGGCAUGAAGUGUGACUCCUGCGACAUGAACGUCCACAAGCAGUGCGUCAUGAACGUGCCCAGCCUCUGCGGAACAGAUCACACCGAAAGAAGAGGCCGCCUUUACCUGAAGUGUGUGGUCACCGGGGAUAAGCUGGAGGUCAAAGUUGUUGAAGGCAAAAACCUCAUUCCCAUGGAUCCCAACGGCCUCUCCGAUCCGUACGUCAAACUCAAGCUCAUACCGGAUCCUAAAAACGAGACCAAGCAGAAGACCAAAAGAAUAUACUCCAACCUCAACCCCAGAUGGGACGAGACCAUAGUUUUCAAGCUGAAGCCUUCGGACAAAGAUCGCAGGCUGUCUGUAGAAGUGUGGGACUGGGAUCGGACCACCAGGAACGACUUCAUGGGAUCCCUUUCCUUUGGCGUGUCAGAGCUCAUGAAGUCUCCUGCCUGCGGCUGGUUCAAGUUAUUGUGUCAGGAGGAGGGGGAGUACUACAACGUCCCCAUCUCUGUGGAGGAUGAUGGAAACGACGAAUUGAGGAAGAAAUUUGAGGACUGCCAAAAUAACUGUAAUCUGAAGGAAGCCAAGUUAGGCCCGGGAAAGAAGAUGAUCUCAGAGACGGACGACGGCCGCCCCAGCAGCUACCCUUCCAACAGCCUGGACCAGGUCAAGCUAAGUGACUUUAGCUUUCUGGCGGUGCUGGGUAAAGGCAGCUUUGGAAAGGUUAUGCUAGCAGAGAUGAAGGCCACAGAAGAGCUUUACGCCAUUAAGAUCCUGAAGAAGGACGUGGUGAUCCAGGAUGACGAUGUGGAGUGUACGAUGGUGGAGAAGAGAGUCCUGGCCCAGCAGGACAAGCCGCCCUUCCUCACGCAGCUCCACUCGUGCUUCCAGACCGUGGACCGGCUGUAUUUCGUCAUGGAGUAUGUGAACGGUGGAGAUCUCAUGUACCACAUCCAGCAAGUGGGCAAGUUCAAGGAACCCCAAGCAGUAUUCUAUGCAGCAGAGAUUGCUGUGGGAUUAUUCUUCCUGCAUCUUCAAGGAGUCAUUUACAGGGAUCUGAAGUUGGACAACGUAAUGCUGGACUCAGAGGGACACAUUAAGAUCGCCGACUUCGGCAUGUGUAAAGAGAACAUGGCAGAGGGCGUGUUCACACGAACCUUCUGCGGCACUCCGGACUACAUCGCUCCAGAGAUCAUUUCGUAUCAGCCGUACGGACGCUCCGUAGACUGGUGGGCGUAUGGAGUUCUGCUUUACGAAAUGCUGGCAGGACAGCCUCCAUUUGAUGGUGAGGACGAAGACGAGCUGUUCCAGUCCAUCAUGGAGCACAACGUCUCCUACCCAAAGUCCAUGUCCAAAGAAGCCGUCUCCAUCUGCAAAGGGCUGAUGAACAAACAACCAGCAAAGCGUUUGGGCUGCGGCGCCGAAGGAGAGCGGGACAUCAGAGAACACGCCUUCUUCAGACGGAUCGACUGGGAGCGCCUGGAGAACAGAGAGAUACAGCCGCCCUUCAAGCCCAAAGUGGGCCCCACCUCCUCCGAUAAGUGUGGCAAAGGGGCGGAGAACUUCGACAAGUUCUUCACGCGUACCCAACCCCAGCUCACGCCGCCCGACGAGCUGGUGAUAGCCAACAUCGACCAGGCCGAGUUCGCAGGAUUCUCCUUCAUCAACCCUCAGUUCGUUCACCCGUCGAUCGUCAACAGCGAAUGAGGAGGAGGAGGAGUAGGAUGGUAGAGUCUCUGACGAAGAUCCCUGCUCACUGCCGCCUACCUAACCAACCGUCGACGAAAUCCAACUAGAGCCUCGAGUCCCACAGUUGAUCCCAAUGUGUUGGUGUUCUUCCUAAGCAGGAGUCUAGGGCAUGCACAUUUACUUUGUACAUCUUUUUUUUUUUUUUCUUGCCAGUACAGAAUAUGAAUUGAAUAGACUAGAUUGGUUUCGGUCACCAUAAGACAUCAUUUUUUUUGUUAGUUUUUUUUUACUAAUUAUGAGCAUGCACUGUAGGACGACGUGUCUCUGUAACCUGGGAGGCGUUCAAACAAGGAAGGGUGCCAGGCUUUAUUAAUCUAUGCCAGUAUAUGAUUUAGAAAACAAAAUAUGUUUACAAGCCUCAGUGGAUUCAAAUGGUGUCAAUAGAUCUGCAGCGCCGCGCAAAAGGAAGUCACACCGCUUGAAUUUUUUCAGAUUUCUUUCCGCAGCAACCACAAGCUUCGACGGAUUUCGGCGAGUCCAAAGCAACCAGUCGGGAUGAAAAUAUGUGAUUUUAAAAUAGUUUUUUUCUAAUUUAAAAAUCUGAAAACGCAGUUUGAAAAAUUUUCAAAUUCUCCGAAGGUUCUUAAUGAGAUUCUAGGUGCUAUAUUUCGCUUCAUCCAUCUUCCCAUCGACUCCGACCAGCUUCCUUGUUCAGCUGAAGAGACGCAUUCCCACAGCAUGACGGUGUCACCGCCGUAUUCUGCUGUGGAGACGGUGUGUUCAGGGUGCUAGUUUUCAGACACACGCAGCAUUUUGUAAUGAACAUAGAUCUAUAGAUCUCACCACACUCGGGUAUCCUAAAAAUAAAAUAAAAAGUCUGUGUGAAAUCCAGUGAAGUUUGUGGUUGUAACAGGAAAGAUGUGCAAAAUUUCUUGGGGUUAGUACAUACUUUUGAUAAGGCACUGUAGCUGGUGAUUUUAUUUUAUUAUUUUUUAGGUAAUCAGAAUACGCAUAUAUCAGGCAGUUUAGAUGCUAUAGCCAAAUAUGAAGGAUGGGUGGUGCAGGCGUUGAAACAGCACCUGGUUAUUAAAUGUGUCCUGUGUCAUUUUUCUGGGUGUCUGCUUGUUUACUUUAAAUGGUGACGGUGUGGGAUUCAAUUUCAGUUUCUUUCUUUCUUUUCUUUUUUUUUUUUUUGCCAUCCCAAGCUCAACUGAUAUACAUCUGUAGCAAAUCAACUAAAAAAAUGAAUAACAACAUUAUGACAUUUAGACACGGAAAGGGAUGUUCCCAGUUCGUAAAACUCGACUUUAGGCACUGAUGAUGAAAUAAUGUGCGUAGCUACUGCCCCCUCAUGAAUCCCCUUGAGGAUGAGAUCAAUUUGAUUCAGCUUUAGUUUAGUUUAGUUUAGUUUAGUUUAGUUUAGUUUAGUUUAGUUUAGUUUAGUUUGCACAAAUCUCUCAUGAAACCUGAAUAAGUUCAUUCAUUUUUCAACACUAGUUACUGUUUAAAUUCUCGUUCGCCAUAAAUAUCUAAGCAGACGCAGUGAGGAUAUUUUCAAAGUUGUUUUCCAAACUUUGCUGUGACAAAAACUGAACAUAAUUGUUGAAAACUUGUUGCUUUUAUGCUGUAACAUAUCAGUAGGUUUGCUUACUUUACCCACAUUUUUAGCUCAGACUAAUGGAUUAAUCAAAGAAAGAAUCGGNGUGUACCUUCUCUGUACAUAGUUUUUAACCAUUUUAAAUACGUAUGAAUUGCAUUUUUUUUAUACCAACACAUGCAUACAUUUCUGUUUGUUACCUGAGUCGGUAAAGCCAAUAUCUGUCUGUAUGAGAGUUUGACGCCGAUCGGCUGGAUGAGUUUAACAGGUUGUGGCUAAAGAAAUCUGUUGUACUUGUUUUGUUUUAUUGCUUUUAUUUGUCAAACUUUUUCUGUUUCUUAAGUACUUCUCAGAAAUGUUGACUGCAGGUUUGCUUGGAUUGGAUGCAUUUCCUAGUUGUUGAACGUCCUGGGUGUGCAUGCGGUUUAACGAGCAACAUUCUUGCAUGGCAUCUCAGUGCUGCAUGCUGCAAGAGGAGAAUUUCCAACUUUUAAUCCGACACUCAAGCGCUCUCGUCCUUUUUGUCCCUUUGCCAUUUUGUACUUUUGAAGUUUCUGUGUUUCACUACCAGACUUUUCCAAGAGCAAGGGGCCAUCCGCCGUCUGAUACCCGGAGUUUAUCAAAACACUUCGCUACCAGGAGAAAAACUGGUGCCUUGUGCGUGCGAGGACUAAGGCAAACGUAGAGGACUACGGAAAAUGAUACAAGUUUUACGUGUGUGGGGUCGGUUGGACCCCAUUUCUACAUACAAGGGUUAAUGUUUAAAUACAUGAGUGAGAAAGGUUUGUGUCUCAAAAUAAAGUGGGAGUAAAUUGGAAAAACAUUACGACACGUUGCAAAACGGAGGUACUUAUUGGCAAAGGGACAAGUCGUUUUAGACGCACUUAUUUGAAAUUCUUUAAAUAAAAGUUUUAUCCAAAGAAGUAUUUUAAGACAGGUUUAUAGAUUUUUACUGUUGUUAUAGGUGGAAGAAAUGGUGAUUUAAAAUGUUUUUCUGUAGUUGUUGAGUUGUUCCUAAUUUGUUUCACAUCUUCUGUGUCUGUAUAUUUUGAUUUGUUUGGAGACCCUCUGUUGAGCGCAUGCAGAUCUGUCUUAAAAACACAUAUGUAGCCCGUUAAUCUGAUUGAUGUCGCACUGAGAAGGUGCGGAGCGGCAAAUUUAGGGAUUAUUGAGACGGUAAAUCUGUUUAGCAGAUCUCUGAGCAGGUAAGCGCCAAGUGAGAUUGGAAAGCGAAGUGAAAGCAACGACUUUGCCAGAAAUAUUAUGUAAUGUUGAUAGCUAGAGGCUGAUCAGUAAGAAAAGUGUUGUUUCUUUUAGUGGUUAGAUUUAAUUAGAUGACACCAAUAUGGAAACUAAUGGCAGAAAUCAUGUUGCUGGUUUUUGGUCUGGAGCUCCUUAUAGUACAAAUAUAUGGAAACACAACAAGCCUGACCAAUUUUGUUGGCCUGGACAUUUUUGCGAUAAACAAUAGUGUCAUUUUGAGACCAUUCUCAACAAAUAUAGUAAUAAUGACAUAAUAAUGCCAGUCCAUCCACUGAAAAAUGACGGAAAAAAAACAUUCAAUUUCAAUUCGACACUGGAACUGGAAAGCAUUUUAAAUAUCCAAAAAUAAAGCAAAACAAUUGAAACUAUAAUAACUAAAAUGGAUUUUGGAGUUAAAAAAAAUAACAGCCAUUCAGCUUCAACAGGGAAAACAGGCACAAGAGGCAGACUAACUACUUCUUACUGGGUGUCAACUGUUUAUUCUCAAAAUGGCGGCUUUUCAACGACAUUCAAGGGAAGCCUCUAUAUGACGAUUGAUGUCCAAAUGGAAAUGACCACACUCGUUUUAAUUUAUCAUGUGAAUAACUGAUUUAUUGCUUAUGGUGACCGGCCUAACCACAAUAUGGCACCUGGUUGAUUUGCGUUGGUGAAUAGAACAACAAAUCCAAAAUAAAUGUGUAGCUGCGACUUAAAAAACCUGAUUAUUCCCAGAUGAUGGAGGAGGGUUUUUUUUUUGUUGUUUAAAGCAACUGCUGUUUACAUUUUCAUCAGUUUAUUCCUCCGUUUUAUGCUCAAAGGACACAUCUGAUACUUGGGAAUGCAGCUGAGUACUUCUUGAGUUGCACACAGACGCAUCAGGGCUUUCCAAAUUCCGACGAGAAAUAAUUUUUCCGCCCACCUGGCGCCCGCUCUAGCACGGCGCCCCUUUGUGUUGCACCCACUCACUGCUGAUACUGAUAAAAACAUUUUUCUUACGCCUCCCUGCGUUCUACAACCCUUCUGCACGUGCCAAACAUGGGAAAACAGCAGAACCCAACUACAGAUGCAGACAGACCGGUGACGCUCUUUAGCAGCUUCUGACUUGACCACAAAACGUAUCGCAGUGAGUCGCCAUUGGUGCAUUUCAGUACGAGUAGCAGUGCCAGUCGGACGGUCGGGUCCUCGUCUAUACAGCAGGAGGAGAAUCAGCUUAAGUGUUUAAUUUUAGCCUCUGCAGUCGGUUACAGUGAAAGAAGAUCAAAUAUUCAUUGUACAUACUGUCUCUGCCCUGUAUGUGUCCUAGACUAGCUUCUUCCCUUCAACAAAAUGUCUGAACGUCUCGUAGUUUAAGACAUUCAGGGGCGUCACAAUAUCUAAUCUUUCCUUGUGUGCCUUCCCCCCCGCUUGUAAAGAUGCAACAUGUUUAGCUUUCCCCCCCAAAUUUUGUUUUUUAUUCAAUUCUACACCUAUUUUUUCUUAAAUAACGAAGAUUAAUUUACUUUUUUUAAGCUACUUUGCUCCACGCUUCUCUCAUUGCUUAUUCCUGUAAAUGUGAAUGUUUUUUUCCCCCUACACCUCAUUUUCUGUAAUUAACCUUUAGAUUUUAAGAAAGGAAAAACUGGAGUAAUUCUCGUACGUCUGCUCGCGUCCCCUUUACCGCCCUGCGACCGCCACGGAGUGAAAAUCACCUGAGUCAGUAAACGCCUCAGCGACGUGAAAUGACGGCGUAUUUGACGGAGGAGUACGCGUGCGACGUGUUGAACGAUGUUUUCUGAUGGUGAGGUUUGUAUCAGCCCCUGUGCCUUGUCACGACGAUCCACUUCUUCUCCCUAAUCUAGUCAAAUCUAUCACUGUUAUCGUUGGUUUUCUUGACUUUUUUUUCCACGAAAUUCCAGAUCAGGAAACUCGAUUUCCCUCGAACGGCGGCAAUUAUCAGCAUUCUUCUUCCUUUUCAUUCUCAUUUUACAUUUAGACUGUCGUAACGUUUUAGAGCCGAUUUAGAAAAUUUUGACUUACCAGAAGUUACAGAGGAACAUAUGUUGUUUUAUAUUUGGGUGUAUAACAUUCGAAUGAGGGUUUUCUUUCUUUUAGUCAGAAACUUCAAAUAAACCCUUCCUGGCGAAUGAUGGGUACCGAUUUUCUGAAUCGGUAAAGUACAAGGAUGCCUUAUAUCUGAACUUACAGAGCCACAUUUCCGCCUACUUGUUCCGUGUUAUUUUAUAAUCGCUGCAUACCUGUCCUUGUAUAUAAAUAAUUUACAGUAGGUAUCUACAAAAGACUGUAAAAGAGAGCGAACAUCUUGUAUUUUGCAAAUGGUGUACGUUUUAUUUUUCUUCUUUUUUUCCAUUGUUAUAGCCUGAGACCUUUAACAUAAGUCUGAGCUACUUAACCUUGUAACAGAUUGUGUCAUUUGUACCUAAUGUAUGAUAAUGCAAAUAAACAAAAAGGCAAAAUGAG